GUCAUGUUCCUCCCUCCCUAUUGCUGAAAAAUUCAGAAACGCGGUGAGAGGGAGACAUGAUGUAAAUCUCUCAGCUCCUUAAAAUUCUCCUUUCUUUCGCUUUCUCUUUCGAACCCUAGAUUGUUCAACGUUUCUUGUUUGACUCAUUGAGAUCAAAUCCAUUUUCCUUUCUUCUUAAUUCUUCUUGAUAAUAAUGUGUCCGUUGAGAUUCCUAUUGGUGUUCUUCUCUGCGGUUCUCGCCGGAUAUUUCGCGUGGAAGACGGUGAGCUCUUCGCCUGAAAUCAUCUCAGAAGACGACGACGGCUCACCGGUCGAAUUGAAUGAGAAACAAGGACUCUGUUUCAAAAAGAAGAUGGAGAAGGGGUUCUGGGUGUUCGUCGACAUGGCCAGCGGGAAAUACCUUUGGAGGAAUCUCAAGCUGAUGAGCGAGAAAGGUUCAAAAUGAUUUCGAUCUCUUCCUUGUGCAGAAAGUUAAAGAAGAAGGUUCAUAUUAUAUGCUUAGAUGAGUUCAUAAAGUAACCCUCUGUUUUGUUCUAAUACUCACCCUGAUUUUUUUUUUGUAAUUUUGAUACUUGUGUGUUGUAAAUCUGGCAACAAAAUUAAUCAAAAGUUUGUAACUUUCAACCAA
Molecule: messenger RNA, 628 nt
Organism: Brassica napus (rape)
Lineage: Eukaryota; Viridiplantae; Streptophyta; Magnoliopsida; Brassicales; Brassicaceae
Exons: 2
Coding region: 194-445 (83 amino acids)
Source: RefSeq, a predicted model, not a curated record